This is a messenger RNA of Capsella rubella, 518 nucleotides long. Its product is annotated as putative EG45-like domain containing protein 1. The transcript has 3 exons. The record is from RefSeq and is a predicted model, not a curated record. Gene Ontology annotation, biological process: systemic acquired resistance. Bases 3 to 383 code for a protein of 126 amino acids. Gene Ontology annotation, cellular component: apoplast; cell wall. Lineage: Eukaryota; Viridiplantae; Streptophyta; Magnoliopsida; Brassicales; Brassicaceae.
UCAUGAGUAAAAAUAUUGUUGUUUUUACAACGGUUCUUCUUUUUCUCUUCUCUAUAGCAUAUGCAACUCCUGGAAUUGGAACAUUCUAUACGAGUUACACUCCAUCGGCAUGUUACGGAGGUAAGCAAGAGGGAGUGAUGAUAGCUGCAGCGAGUGAUACAUUAUGGGACAAUGGUCGAGUUUGUGGUAAAAAGUUCAGAGUGAAAUGCACAGGACCUCGCAACCCCGUGCCUCACCCUUGCACCGGAAAAUCCGUGACGGUCACAAUCGUCGACCAUUGUCCCAGUGGCUGUGCUUCCACCAUCGAUCUUUCACGAGAAGCUUUUGCUCAGAUCGCUAAUCCUGUCGCUGGGAUUAUUAACAUUGAUUAUAUUCCGGUCUAAACGUUGAUGAAGCUCUCUCGACGAAAAUACUUGUCUAGGUCUAGAAAAAUGUCCUAAUAGAAAUUGUACUGUCAUAAUGACUCAUGAGUUUGUAAUAGCACUUCAAAAUAUGAAUAAAAUUUGGAAAUUGUUUUA